GCGGCCGGGAGGCGCAAUUCCCUGCGCCGGGUGGUGGCGGGCUCCGCGUGGGCAUCGCCAGGCGGCAGGCCAGGGUCUGUCCCGGGCUGAGUCGGGGCGCCCACGGGCCGCCCUGCCUCCCCCGGAGCGGAGGGGCCCGGAAGGGGGGCCUGCGGAGGCCCAGCCGGGCUGGAGGCGCCCCGGCGCUCCCUUGGCCGCCCGCGGGGAGCCAGAGAUUGUUGGAGCGGAACUACUGAGCAAAAGCAGACCUUGGAACUGAAGGGUUGUCAUCGAGUUUGCAAUCAGAUUGGAAAAGCUGGACUUGAAGUCUUCUGCCUGCAGUGAGGCAGAGCGGUCCAUUUUGCUCACAUAACGAAAGACAUGGGCUUCCACAUGACUUUCUACCUAUCCUACAAAUUCCGGUUACUGUUGCUGUUUACUUUAUGCCUGACAGUGGUCGGGUGGGCCACCAGUAACUAUUUUGUGGGUGCUCUUCAAGAGAUCCCUAAAGCCCAAGAUUUCAUUGCUAAUUUCAAUAAGGUCAUAGUUUUGGGAAAGAAAGAAACUCUGACUGAUGAAGCGUCUGUGAAAAAACCAGAUCUUGACAAUUGCCCUUCUGUGUCACCAUACCUCAGAGGUCAGGACAAGCUCAUUUUCAAACCAGAUCUUACACUGGAAGAAGUGCAGGCAGAAAAUCCCAAAGUGCACAGAGGCCGGUAUCACCCUGAGGAAUGUAAGGCUUUGCAGCGGGUUGCCAUCCUCAUUCCACACCGAAACAGAGAGAGACACCUGAUGUACCUGCUAGAACACCUUCAUCCCUUCUUGCAGAGACAGCAGCUGGACUAUGGCAUCUACACCAUCCACCAGGCUGGAAGUAAAAAGUUUAAUCGAGCCAAACUCUUGAAUGUGGGCUAUAUAGAAGCUCUCAAGGAUGAAAAUUGGGACUGCUUUAUAUUCCACGAUGUGGACCUGGUGCCUGAGAACGACUUGAACCUUUACAAGUGUGAGGAUCAGCCCAAGCACCUGGUUGUUGGCAGGAACAGCACUGGCUACAGGUUACGUUACAGCGGAUAUUUUGGGGGUGUUACUGCCCUAAGCAGAGAGCAGUUUUUCAAGGUGAAUGGAUUCUCUAACAACUACUGGGGCUGGGGAGGCGAAGACGAUGACCUCAGACUCAGGGUUGAGCUUCAUAGAAUGAAAAUCAUCCGGCCAAUGCCUGAAGUGGGUAAAUAUACAAUGAUCUUCCACACUAGAGACCAAGGCAAUGAGGUGAAUAUAGAACGGUAAGUCCUCACAUGCCGGCAAGCUGCCUACUUAGUUUGUCCUGUCAGGACUCUGCCGAAUCCGAUCAGAUGAGCAAGUUUAUUGUGUUCAAAGCUUUUUAUUAAGGUAAUUUUUGAGACAGAAGUAGAGGGAAUGGUAUAUUGCACCCUCAUGUAUCCCAGACCCAGUUUCAACAGUUAUCAAUUCAUGGCCUCUCUUCUUUCUCCCACUUUUUUCUUCCUCUUCCACUGGCUUAUGUAGAAACAGGUCAUAUAUCACAGCAUUUCAUGUGUAAAUACUUCAGUAUGUAUC
Messenger RNA from Hipposideros armiger (great roundleaf bat), 1554 nucleotides. It is a transcript of the gene B4GALT4, whose product is annotated as beta-1,4-galactosyltransferase 4. Gene Ontology annotation, molecular function: galactosyltransferase activity. Gene Ontology annotation, biological process: carbohydrate metabolic process. Gene Ontology annotation, cellular component: Golgi apparatus. NCBI's taxonomy places the organism in Eukaryota, Metazoa, Chordata, Mammalia, Chiroptera, Hipposideridae. The coding region runs from base 361 to 1266 and encodes 301 amino acids. The record is from RefSeq and is a predicted model, not a curated record. The transcript has 6 exons.